GCCGUUAAAUUCUUGGCCCGAAGGAAGGUAACGCAGGACCUUUUGCAAAUAUUUCCCGAAGACGACUUGACAAAAACAACUUGGACUUAUACAGUACUUGGAUGUACAAGAUAGCAAAAUCUAUCCAAUCUAAACAACCAAACCUCACCAAAGCCUAAAAAAAAUCAUGGUCCAUCUUUUCGAAGCGAAAAUUAUGCAAUUGCGAGCAGAAACAGGAAAGAAAUACAAGAAGUCUAGACGGAAAAUAUGAAGCAGGCAGCAAAAUAAACAAAGUUUAAUGAUUUGAUUGGUUGGCACCAUUGAUGACGCCAGUUCUACAAUUAGUCAGAGAGAAUAUAAGCCCGUUUGACAGCACGGAGUCCAGAACUAAAUUCCCUGUAUUCAAGAUGAUGGCAGAAGCUUUCUUUCCGAUUUUCACUUUGCUUGUCCUUUUUCAAGCUGGAAGCGCAUCCCACGACAAUAAGUCCCCAUCGGCAUGUCACUGUCGUCCAGUAAUCAAUGUUGCUGUGGAUGGUAAUGAACAGUGUGACUUGUGCGAAGGAAACAACCAGCUGUUACAGGAGGUGAACGAAUUGAAGAAAGAACUGGCCUCAAUAAAGGAUCAAAUCCAGGGAGGAAACAAUCCUCAAGGCGAGUAUUGUGCAGAUAUUGAGCACCCUGAUGGAAGCAACGGCGGUACAUGCGUCUUCAGUGAGCAAUGCAGCAAAGUUACAUGCACUUCACCACCAGACAGUACUGGGCCAUUUGGCCACAUGGUCAUCACUGUACAAGCGUAUGGAUGCCAACCCCUGAUAGCCACAGUUACCAUGCAGACAUAUCAGCCUCCCAUGAAGUGGUCGCAUACAUUUGAAGAUGGCGAGCAAACUCCCUUGCCAAUGCAAGUACCUGCAGGCCCUGUCAACGUGACAUUAGUCCUGCAGGUCGAACUAAAGAAAUAUGGUGGAAAAAUCAACUUCAAGUUACUGCUGUCACGGUUGUUUGAAUCAGACAUUGCAUCCUAUAAUGUUACAUUCCUUAAAGGAGAUUUGCAUUCUUCUACAUGCGGUUUGUCCGAAAGUCCAUACGAUCUUUAUUUCACGAAAAGUACUACAAGUGAUUAUGUCAUCCAUCAUGGCCUCCAAAUCACCGAUGCUUUUACCAUGUGUUUCCGAGUGCGUACAACAGACAAAACAGGAACGGAUCGGACGGUCGUGAGUUACAGCACUCCCACACACACCAAUGAAAUUUUAAUCAACAAGAUGUCUCAAAUCCAGUUAUGGAUCAACGACAAACUAAUCCAAACGGGAAUCUCUGCCAAUGACGGUUUCUGGCAUCACAUCUGUGCUUCAUGGGAAAGCAAAGCUGGGUCUUGGAAAAUUUACAAAGAUGGCGUCUCUCAAGCCAAAGGAUCGGGGUUAAAGACCGGUCACGUGGUCAACACAAACGGAAUCCUUAUCAUUGGGCAGGAGCAAGACUCGUUUGGAGGAGGAUUUGACGCCACUCAAAACUACAUUGGAGAACUCACUGAUCUGAACAUGUGGGACAGGGUCCUCGACGCAAGUGAAGUAUCAAACUUGUCCAAGUCGUGUCACGGGGGGAGGGGUAAUGUCAAAAAGUGGUCUGAUUUUAAAGUUGGACUUAGAGGUGAUGUGAGAGUUAUUUCUCCAUCUACCUGCGAAAUAUGAACUAUCGUUUGUAAGUUUUUGUUCUGCUUAAGUAAAGUUUCUCUUAAGCGUGGAUCAAAGAAGGAUGAUUGUUUUUAGAUAUAAGGUUGUCAAAAUGCAAUAAAUGGAUGUUAUAGCAGUUUUACUAAUUCCUGCUUCUUGAAGCAUGUAUCUUCAGGGGUUUGGGAGUAAGAAUCGAGGGGAGACUUAAUGGAACCCUUAAGUGGUGCCAAUUUCAAAAUGGACCUCAUGGCAUGUCAGAGAUCUAGUCUCAAUUGUCACGAUUUCCUCACAAGGAAAAGUAGCUUUUUAUUGUAAAUACAAAUGGUGCAAGGGACCGUAAACGAAAAUGCUGCUGUUAUACGCAGGAUCUGUGAAAAAAAAAAUAGAAAGCCACACCGUGCUGACGAGACACAACCAGGUCGAAACAGCUGUCCACGGUCGCAAUUGUUGGCUUUGAGUUUGAACUCUCUCAUGUCUUUUAGAUUUCUACGUAGUUAUCAGUCUUGCUUCAUUAUUUGUUUAUUGUGCUGUUAAAAUUAAAAAGGUGACUACUAUAAGCCCGAAAUGAGUCUAAGAUUCAUGAGCCACGAGUCAAUGAUUCUUUCAAGUAUAUACAUCGUGUUUACCAUUCUCGUCUCCAGAGCUACCUGUCACUCGUAGCCGGUCGGGCCUUCAUACCCGGAAAAACUAGCUCCGGAGGCAUGACAUGAUUGGCCAGAUUCUUUGUAUGAGAUUCUCACUCAUUAAAUCCUGGUUUCCUUCUCUAGAAUAUCCUAGAACCGUUCACUAGCAGCACUUACAGACCUUAUCAGAUGUUAGCAAAGGGAAUUUACAACAAAAGCAAAUUUUUGACGGGAAGUGCCAUUGAUAUGUUAAAAAUUCUCCUCGUAAAAAGGUUUUAAAGUUCCCGACGUUCUGUGGAUGCUGUGAUGGAACGGCAUUUGUCACGGGAUGAACCAGUGAUACUUUCGAGAAGGGGAUCAGUGCUGAGUUUGAAAA
Orbicella faveolata is the source of this 2645-nucleotide messenger RNA. RefSeq lists its product as uncharacterized. NCBI's taxonomy places the organism in Eukaryota, Metazoa, Cnidaria, Anthozoa, Scleractinia, Merulinidae. The record is from RefSeq and is a predicted model, not a curated record.